Molecule: messenger RNA, 5198 nt
Organism: Pogoniulus pusillus (Red-fronted tinkerbird)
Lineage: Eukaryota; Metazoa; Chordata; Aves; Piciformes; Lybiidae
Gene: SGMS1
Product: sphingomyelin synthase 1
Exons: 7
Coding region: 509-1741 (410 amino acids)
Biological process (GO): ceramide biosynthetic process; sphingomyelin biosynthetic process
Cellular component (GO): Golgi membrane; endoplasmic reticulum membrane; plasma membrane
Molecular function (GO): protein binding; sphingomyelin synthase activity; ceramide cholinephosphotransferase activity
Source: RefSeq, a predicted model, not a curated record
GGACACGGGGCCGCCGCACGGACACGGGGCCGCCGCACGGACACGGGGCCGCCGCACGGACACGGGGCCGCCGCACGGACACGGGGCCGCCGCACGGACACGGGGCCGCCGCGAAGGGGAGCCGCCCGGCGCACCAACCCGACUCGCUGCCGCCCGCCGUGGGGCUCCGCACCGCACGUAGUGACUCUUGACUGGGUGAGGAGUGGCCAGCAGCACGUCUUCUGAGCUCUGAUUCCACUCAUCCUGAGCUUCUAACCUGAUGAGUCAAGGGCUGUGGGCAGCAGAGCAGGUUUGGGUGGAAGAAUGCCAACCUGAAUAUGAACUGAAGCAUCUCCUGUGCUGGUCUCAGCGCCCGGAUGCUCCUGUCGGGUGGUCAGAGACAAGGAUUCGCCAAACCUCUUCCUCAGACAAGAUGAAGCCAGGUAGGAGUUCUCCACCACACUGGAGUGGCAGUAACUGCUGCCUAAUUUGAAGUCCAUGUCCAAGCCCACCCCAGCUGCCUGGCGAGAUGAAAGAAGUGGUGCUGUGGUCACCCGAGGAGGUGACCAACUGGCUGACAGAGAACGCUGUGCCGGAGUAUUGUGAGCCCUUAAGGAGCUUCACCGGGCGGGACCUGAUCAGCCUCACCCAGGAGGACUUCCAGAAGACACCUCUCUGCCGGGUGUCCUCUGACAGUGGGCAGAGGCUCUUGCACAUGAUCGAGACCCUGAAGGUGGCUCAUCACAUGGAGGCUCACAAGAAUGGCCAUGUCAACGGGCAUAUCCGCGGCAGCAGCGCAAGCCAGAAUGGCUGUGGCGGCCAGGCCAAACUCAACGGGAUGCCCAAUGGCUACAAGAAGGAGAUGAUCAAGAUCCCCAUGCCUGAGCCCGAGCGCUCACAGUACCCCAUGGAGUGGGGCAAGACUUUGGUGGCUUUUCUUUAUGCACUUUGUUGUUUUGUCUUCACCACGGUGACCAUCUCAGUUGUCCACGAACGAGUGCCUCCCAAGGAGGUGCAGCCUCCCCUGCCGGACGCCUUCUUUGAUCGAUUCGAUCGGGUGCAGUGGGCUUUUUCCAUCUGUGAGAUCAACGGCAUGAUCCUGGUAGGACUCUGGUUUGUUCAGUGGCUCCUCCUCAAAUACAAGUCCAUAAUCAGCAGAAGGUUUUUCUGUAUCGUUGGCACGCUGUACCUGUACCGCUGUAUCACCAUGUAUGUCACCACGCUCCCUGUACCCGGCAUGCAUUUCAAGUGUUCUCCAAAGCUGUUUGGAGACUGGGAAUCUCACCUGCGGAGGAUCAUGAAGCUGAUUGCCGGCGGAGGCUUGUCCAUCACAGGAUCCCACAACAUGUGUGGGGACUACCUGUACAGCGGUCACACUGUCAUCUUAACUCUCACUUACUUGUUCAUCAAAGAGUAUUCCCCACGGCGGCUCUGGUGGUACCACUGGCUUUGCUGGGCACUCAGCAUGUUAGGGAUGUUCUGCAUCCUCCUUGCUCAUGACCACUACACUGUGGACGUGGUGGUGGCUUACUACAUCACUACAAGACUUUUCUGGUGGUAUCACACAAUGGCCAACCAGCAAGUGCUAAAAGAAGCUUCCCAAACUAACCUCCUGGCAAGGGUCUGGUGGUACAAACCCUUCCAGUACUUUGAAAAGAAUGUGCAAGGCAUUGUACCUCGCUCCUACCACUGGCCCUUUCCCUGGCCAGUGCUGCAGCGGGGCCGGCAGGUGAAAUACAGCCGGCUGGUGACCGCCACGUAACGACGGACAGACGGACAGGCGGGCGGGCGGACGGCACGAGCACAGUGGGGAGGACCUGUCCCAGGCGCUCACAACUCCCUCCCAGAAGAUGCCAUAUGAGAAAUCAACUGCUCCCUCAACCCCUUUCUUUUACCACUUCCCCUUGACUCAACCUAUUGAGUUACCUGGUGAGCACUGUGAUCUUUCUUUUUCUCUCCAAAGGAUCUGCGUUGGCCAACAAUAAAAGAGAACUGAACUUUUCUGGUGCACUGUUAGGACCUUUCUUGUCGGGAGAGCUGGGAUUUGCAUUCCCCCAUCUGCCACCUUCCUUUCUAUCUGAUGCGACAGCCUCGACAAAAGCUUUUAUACCAUAUCAGUUCUGGUCUUUCCAGUCAAUGUCUGGGAAAUAAAGCAUCUUAUUUUCUUGGGAAAACAUAACUUUUCAUAUCUGUUGCCCCAAAGAUUGGGCUGUAAGCCAUUUUCUAGCCAAUGACUCUUAACGAAGGUUUCUUAACCAAACUAAACCUGCCUUGGGUCAAAAGGAGAAAUCUUUCUACCUAUCGCGCCAGGCCUGCCGCCAGAGGUGAGAGACACAGGGAGGGUUGGGAGAGCUUUGGCUCUGUAGCAGCUGCCGUGAUUGUGUCAAGAAGUGCAAGAGCCACAACAACAGAAAAAUACAAGGAAAAGAAAAAAGGGGGGAAAAUAAAGAGAAAAAGACAAAAAGAGAGGGAAAAAGAGAGAAGAAAGAGAGAAAAAAGAAGAGGAAAAAAGAGAAGAAAAGAGGAAAAAAAUUAAAAAGAGGGAAAAAGAAAAAAGAGAUAGGAAAAGAGAGGGAAGAAAGAGAAAAGAGACUGAAAGAGAGGAAAAAAAGAAGAGGAAAAAAGGGAAAAAGAGAAGAAAAAGGAAAAAAGAAGAGGAAAAAUGAUAAAAAGGAAAGAAAAUGAAAAAAGGAAAAAAAUGAUAAAAAGUGAUAAAGAGAAAAAAAAAUUUUUAAAAGGAAGAGAAAUUUUAAAGUAUAUUAUAAACAAAAGAGAGAUUAAAAUAUUGUAAAGUGAUUUUCUAAAUAUUUCCUAACUUUAUUUUUCAAACUGUGUAUGAAGACAAUUUAAAAAUGAAAAGCAGAGGAGAUUUUUACUUGCCAGAGGACAGCAAGAGGCAACCUGUAGAGAGGCUGCUUCCAAGGAGGGAGAGGGAGAGCUUUGUCCACGUUCCUAGUGCCUUUCUUGUCUCGAGUGUAGGGUCAGUAGGCAGUCUUCAGUGUUUUUUAUUUCAAAAAGAAGUAUUCCACCAGAGCAGAAUUCUAUAUAUACUGUAUAAUGACUUUAUUUUAUUUGGAGGGGAUUUGAGGGGGGUUGGGUUUUGCAUUUCUAGCUAAAUUUAACUGGAAAUUUGCUUUAGCGCCUCCGAGCCACCACCUGUAGGGAAAAACAAACAGCCUCAACUCUCCCAGCCUGUCCCUCUCCACAGCAGAGGUGCUCCCAAGCCCUCUGAUGGUCUUUGUGGCCAGCAGCUCCAUGCCUCAUUUUGUGGGGAGGACUCCAGAGCUGGCCACAAACAAAGAAGAAAAACAAAUGCAAAGAGCCUUAUGAGGACAGGCUGAGAGCCCUGGGGCUGUUCAGUCUGGAGAGAAGGUGGCCAAGAGGGGACCUGAUCAACAUCUAUUAAGUGUCUGAAGGCUGGGGGCCAGGAAGGAAGGGGUAGGGACAGCCUCUGCUCACUUGUGCCCUGGCACAGGACAAGGGCAAUGGAUGUAAACUACAGCACAGGAAGCUCCACCUCAACAUGAGGAAGAACUUCUUGACUGUAAGGAUCACAGAGUCCUGGCACAGACUGCCCAGAGAGGUUGUGGAGUCUCUGGAGAAUUUCCAACCCAGUCUGGUUGUGUUCAUGUGCCACCUGAGCUAGAUUCUAUGGUCCUGCUCUGGCAGGGGCAUGGACUCAAUGAUCUGUGGAGGUCCUUUCCAACCUCUUAACAGCCUGUGAUCCUGUGGCCUGACCUGGCUCACACGUUGUGGGUGAGUCAAGCCCAAAGGCAUCGCGUGGGUCAUCUGCUGGGUGGCUCUGUUUCCCAAAGCCAAACAGCCAUGCUUUUUGUACCAAUCUUCCCACUGAUCACCGAGUGAAUGACCCAACCUUUUUGUUGUCCCCUCCAUCCCACCUUGUCGCCAAACAACAGAGAGGAGCUGAUUUCCUGAAAAACCUCCCGCAGAAGCUGCCUAGAGGAGGGGUUUUUUAGUUCUACCCCUCCCAACCCUGCUGGGGGAAAGGAUUCCAUCCUUACACUUGCUCAAGGUGCAGAGCAAGAAAAAGUUUGGGGGUGGGUUUUUUGUUUGUUUAGGGGUUGUUUUGGUUUGGUUAAAUAAGAGAUAACUAAAUAACUCUAUAUAUAUAUAUAUACAUAUAUGUCCAUUCUGUAUUUCCCGUGAAGCAGAGUUCUCUUCUGUAGGGUUUAUUUUUUCCCUGUGGUGUACUCACGAGGUGAUCUUUGUAUUGUAAACCAAGAAGGGCGAAGGAGAAAACAAAAAAUAAAAGAGGCUUUUGACAAAUGGAAGUUUCCUUCAUCUUCUUCAUCUUCAGUCUCCAUGGAAAACUGGCUCAACUCUUUGGUUUUGCUUCCCAAGCCCUGCCUCUUCUGUCCCAUCUCGGUUGCACUCAUAGGCCAUCCAACUCGGACUGUAUGGAAACUCUGUUGGUCUGGAAUUUGCUGUUUGGGGCAAAACAGUGCCUUAUCUGAACUAAAUGCUAUGCAAACAGAUUCUGGUCAUGUGGGAGAGGGUGGGAGAAGCCUUCUUGGGAGCCAUCACCAGGGCUUGAAAAAUCUACCCCCGGCAAAAACCUGCUGGGAUGCGGCACGUUGCAGGGCCUGCCACCCAUCAGCCCAGUCUGUGUCUGAAAUGCCAAAACAGACCCACCCCAGCCAAAAAGGGACAUUUCCCUGAGUUUGGGGCACUGAAAGUGGGAGUUCUUCAGUUUAUUUUCUUGUUUUUUGGGGGGAGGGGUGUGGUUUAUCUCUUCUUCCCUGCCCUGUUCCACAGCCAUGGUCAGUUCUUCCCUGGAGAAUGGAUGGGGUGCAACACCCAUAUCCUCCUACCUAACUUGUGCUGCUUUGCCUGGCUAUUGCUUGGGAUGCUGCCCACGACUGACUCAGUCCUCACCAUUUCUCUGCCUCCUUGGCCAGAAGAGCAUUUCUUAACACCCCAAACCCCUUUGGCAGCAGGACUUGCAGAGCUGCCUGCGAGAUGCAGAGGUCAGCUCUGCCUGCUCAGCCUUCACUCACCUGGUUAGCGUUGCAGCUGGGUGGGCAGCAGUGCUUUCCUAACAAAGGCAGAGCCACCCCAGAUGUUGCUCCAGAGAAUUCCCGCUCCCAGACGUCAAGGCAGGAGUAGAUUUUUCAAGGCCUGGCCUCACGCACAUCCGAAGCAUUGCCAUGAGUAAAUGUAUGGAUAAAUGCACAUGCUAUUAAAUGGAAUCUGCUGAA